Molecule: messenger RNA, 958 nt
Organism: Cutaneotrichosporon oleaginosum
Lineage: Eukaryota; Fungi; Basidiomycota; Tremellomycetes; Trichosporonales; Trichosporonaceae
Source: RefSeq, a predicted model, not a curated record
CCCACACCUCCACUCUCUGCGAUAUCUCGAUCCCCUCUCGACUCUCGCGCUUACAACAUCAUGCGCCGCGCACUCAACGUCAACAUUACUCGCGCCGUUGCGCAAACUGCAGCACGUCCCGCUGCUGCCGCUUUCCGCCUCCGUGUUCCCAUCACAUCUUCCCUCCCCGCCCUCUCCAUCUCCCGCCGCUUCCUCUCCAGCCUUCCUGGAUCCAACUCGCCGCCCAAACUGGACCGCGCGGUCGGCGAGCACGUCGUAGUCGAGGCCCGCGCCGGCCCAUCCCAAGGCAACGCGUGGACGGGACAUGUCCAGCUCGCGCUUUCAGGCGGCGCCGAGGCGCUGACGCUCGUCAUCCGCGCGGACCCUCCCUCUGCCUCGGACGCGGUGUGGGACGACGCCCCGCCAGGCAAAGAGCACAUCAAGCAAUGGCACGCGGACCUUGUCGAGGCGCUUCUCAACAUCCUCGUCGCGUACCUCCCCACCACCCCCAUCCGCGUCGUAGGUCUUGAAGCCGUGGGGCGGGAAGGCGACGGCGACGGCGAAGAAGGAUACGUCAAGGGCUGGGUCGAGACGACCGUGUCGCAGUGGUGCCAGCUCGAGAGCGAUGCCGCGGUUGCGGAGAUCAAGGAGCGCGAGGGGGAGGGAAGGGAUGUCUAUACCUUACCAGAGACGGCGGCCGCGAUCUCGGAGGCGGGCAAGCCGAUGCGCAACCUCCAGUUGACGAGCCUCGCAGCUUUCGAGGGCCGAGAGGAGGAGAAGAAGGACGAGCAUGGGCACAAGCACGAUCACGACCACGGGCACUCCUGCGGGCCGUCAUGCCAUCAUUGAGCGACGGCUUGACUCGCAGCACGCUGCCGCUGCCUUUAGUUGCGGCAUGCUCUCCGCCUAGCUUCCACGCCCAUCCACCUACAUCGCAUUCUCGGCACAUAUCUCCACAUAUGCAUCCAUGUCGGCCUUC